This is a messenger RNA of Blumeria graminis f. sp. triticale, 519 nucleotides long. The record is from the annotation of a GenBank genome assembly. NCBI's taxonomy places the organism in Eukaryota, Fungi, Ascomycota, Leotiomycetes, Helotiales, Erysiphaceae.
AUGUCUAUAUAUUCACGACCACUUCACUCCAAUGAUCAGGCCUCCAUCCCUCCGAUUAUUCGGCUAUUAGGUGAAUUUGAUCGAUACUCUCGCAACUCAGACCACCGGACUUCUCGACACAUCAACUCAUUUACUCCCAAAUUUGACCUGAAAGAGGUCUCUGACGCAUUUGAACUUUACGGAGAGUUACCGGGUGUAGACCAGAAAGAUGUCGAUAUUGAGUUCACGGACGCCUCCACGCUUACUAUCAAGGGUCGAGUUGAACGCAAAUUUAGUGAGUCGUCCAAAGUUACAAACCAAGAGAACCCUGUGUCGAUCACUAAAAGCAAAACAACAACUAACAACACUACGGAGAAGUUCUGGGUCAUGGAACGAAGCAUUGGAGAUUUUUCAAGGUCAUUUGUAUUCCCAGUGCGUAUUGAACAAGAUACCGUAAGAGCAUCAAUGAAGAAUGGGAUAUUGAGUGUUUUCGUACCAAAAGCCACGAAACAAGAAGGCCGCAAGAUUAUGAUUCAGUAG